Messenger RNA from Penicillium waksmanii, 1341 nucleotides. RefSeq lists its product as uncharacterized. The annotation marks the transcript as partial. The record is from RefSeq and is a predicted model, not a curated record. Gene Ontology annotation, molecular function: glycosyltransferase activity. The transcript has 2 exons. NCBI's taxonomy places the organism in Eukaryota, Fungi, Ascomycota, Eurotiomycetes, Eurotiales, Aspergillaceae. Gene Ontology annotation, cellular component: membrane.
AUGUUUACCCUUCCCGCCCGAUAUGGGCGCUGGGUGCCUAUUCUAACCCCGCUGGCUCUCAUCCUCCUCUUCCUGCAUCUCCACAGCGGCCUGUGGAACGUUUCCACCAUCAAUCGCGAGUCUGGAGGCUCUUCCAACUCAAAAGACGCCAAUCAACAGCAGGACGAGCUCGCAUCGGCUUGCCGACCGCUCCCAGGCAUCGAAGAUGUCCUUGUUGUCCUCAAGACCGGAAUCACAGAGGCACGGGACAAAGUCCCCGUACAUAUCCGCACGACGCUCCGAUGCAUCCCCCACAAAUUGAUCGUGUCCGAUUACGAAGAAGAUAUCGCCGGCCUGCGCACACGGGACGUCUUCCAAAACGCCAGCGACUCAGUACUAGCAAAGACGGACUUUGCUAUCUACCUUCGCGCAAAGGCUCAGGGACGGGCGGGUUUGCUGCAGCAGGACCAUACGAAAGUCGCAAAUGGCCCAUCUGGCAUGAUGAACAAUCCGGGCUGGAAACUUGACAAGUGGAAGUUCUUGCCGAUGGUUCAGGAAGCCCGAGCUUAUCGGCCCGAUGCCAAGUGGUACGUCUUCCUUGAGGCAGACACUUACCCGAUCUGGCCGAAUUUGCUGGCCUGGCUGGCGAACUUUGAUUCCCAGAAAGAAAUGUACAUUGGAAAUCAGAUGCAGAUUGGUGACAAUCUUUUUGCUCACGGUGGAUCCGGAUUCGUGCUGUCCAAUGCGGCUAUUCAUUCAGUCGCGGAUCUGGUAACCCAGUACCCUGAGCAAUGGGAGAAGAUUACCAGUAAAGAAUGGGCUGGCGAUUGCGUGCUGGGAAUGGCACUUGCAACUGUUAAGAUCGGGUUGACCUGGUCCUGGCCUCAUGUCACCACCGAGUCCGUUUGGGGACAGGAUGCCCUGGGCGAGGGAUUCGGGAAAAAGCAAUGGUGCUAUCCUCCUUUUACUUUUCACCACAUGACGCCCACAGAUGUAGAUCGGAUGUGGGACUUUGAUCAAAAAUGGUUCUCUAAUGAAAAUAACACUGUCCUUCACUACGGCGACAUCUUCACUCACUUCAUUCGCCCAACAAUGGCACACUAUCUCGAUAAUUGGGACAACAGCGCCAAGGAUAAAUAUGAAAGAUUGGAUGAUAAAGGUGCUCAAAUCCCACUUACCGUCUGGGACUGCGCGGAGCAUUGCGCCAGUGAACCAAACUGCUUGCAAUACAGAUUCUCCGACGGCAAGUGUACUAUUUCGCCCGAAGCCCUUCGCGGCACACCUGCCCGGGGUGUUGAGUCGGGCACGAUGAUGUGGCGAGUCGAUGCUGCUAUUGCAGCGAAGGAAAAUGUAACGAAACUU